Messenger RNA from Drosophila subobscura, 5113 nucleotides. RefSeq names its product protein clueless (gene clu). The transcript is spliced from 7 exons. The record is from RefSeq and is a predicted model, not a curated record. Gene Ontology annotation, molecular function: protein binding; mRNA binding. Lineage: Eukaryota; Metazoa; Arthropoda; Insecta; Diptera; Drosophilidae. Gene Ontology annotation, biological process: intracellular distribution of mitochondria. Bases 301 to 4683 code for a protein of 1460 amino acids. Gene Ontology annotation, cellular component: cytoplasm.
ACUUUUCUAUUUAAACGGGUCGCCUUAAAUCGAAUAAAAUAAGUGUAAUGUGCUGAAAAAGACAUCAAGUACCUACCUAUCAUAGAUGUUUAUGAUAUAGUCACUCAUUCAACACCCUCCACGUUUGUUAUCUAGAUUAGUUCGUUUUAUAUAAAUCAAAAUCAUCAUCUCUCUCGGCUGUGGCAAGCGGAGAGUUGUGUAACACGGUCGGGCCCGAAGACAGCAGCAGCAGCAGCAGUAGCAGAAACGUGAAAAGAACCUGUGUCUCUGUGUUUUUUUGAAUUGAAGCUGAUUAGUACCAUGGUGCUUGAGAUGGAGACUAAAAAUUCAAAUUCAUCGGUGACGGCGGAUGCAGCGGCUGCUACAACAAAAACCAACAAGGCCAAGGAGAACAACAAUUUGGCCGGCAGCAAAAAGAAUCAAAGUCAGAACUUGGUCAAUGGCAAUGGCACCACUGCUGCCGAUGGCCCCGCAACGAAGAAGAAAGGCAAGAAGAAUCGCAACAAAAGCCCACCCCUAACCGCAGAUGAAGCCGCUCUGAUCAAUGGACAUGUCGAGGAGAAGAAAUCGGAAGAUGAUGGCGAUGCCGAUGCAGAUGCCAAUGCGAAUGUGCUGGCUGCCAAGGAAGAUGGAUCCGCUGAGGCUGAGGCUGAGUCUGCAGAGCUCGAAACGGAGGACAUUGAUCUGGAUGCCCUGCACGAUGUGGGUAUUCAUGUGAACAUUAGCUGUCCCGGAGCAGAGCUGCUGAGUGUGCAGCUGUCCAGCAUGGAGCUGGUGCAGGAGAUUCAUCAACUGCUCAUGGAUCGCGAGGAGUCCUGCCACAGGACCUGCUUCUCCCUUCAGCUGGACAACGUGACGCUCGACAACUUCGCCGAGCUGAAAACGAUUGAGCACCUGGAGUCGGGCUCCACCAUCAAAGUGGUCGAGGAGCCGUACACCAUGCGAGAGGCGCGCAUCCACGUGCGCCAUGUGCGCGAUCUGCUGAAGAAUUUGGAUCCCGCCGAUGCCUACAAUGGCAUUGAAUGCACCUCGCUGACCUACUUGAACACGAUCACGCAGGGCGAUCUCUUGGACAAGAAGAAGACGCGCCCCGACUCUGUUGACUGCACGCCGCCGGACUAUGUGACGCCCGGUGUGUAUGAGCCGCCGCUGCUGCCCCUCCAUCCGAACUUCAAGAACGCCAAGGGGCCACAGGCCCUGAAGGUGCUCACCACAUCCGCGUGGAAUCCGCCGCCUGGUCCCCGCAAGCUGCACGGCGAUCUCAUGUAUCUGUAUGUCAUCACCAUGGAGGAGAAGCGCUAUCAUAUCUCGGCCUGCUCCAGGGGCUUCUUCAUCAAUCAGUCCACGGAUGACACCUUCAACCCAAAGCCUGACAAUCCCAGCCAUCUGAGCCACUCGCUCAUCGAUCUGCUCUCCCACAUAUCGCCCUCGUUCCGACGUGCCUUCCAGACCAUACAGAAGCGUCGCACGCUGCGACAUGCCUUCGAGCGGGUGGCCACACCCUACCAGGUGUACCAGUGGGCAGCGCCCACACUGGAGCACACCGUAGAUGCCAUACGUGCCGAGGAUGCCUUUAGCUCCAAGUUGGGUCUUGGCGGUGGUUUUUGGUUUAUCUCGUGCAGAUACGAGGAGCACAUACCCGGCCAGACGCGCGACUGGAACGAGGAGUUGCAGACGACGCGUGAGCUUCCUCGCAAGACACUGCCAGAGCGCUUGCUGCGCGAGCGCGCCAUAUUCAAGGUCCAUGGCGACUUUGUCACUGCCGCCACACGGGGAGCCAUGGCCGUCAUUGAUGGCAAUGUGCUGGCCAUCAAUCCCGGCGAGGACUCCAAGAUGCAGAUGUUCAUCUGGAACAACAUAUUCUUCUCGCUCGGCUUCGAUGUGAGGGACCACUACAAGGAGCUGGGCGGGGACUAUGCCGCGUAUGUAGCGCCCCGCUAUGACCUCCAUGGUGUGCGGGUAUACAAUGCCGUCGAUGUGGAGGGUCUGUACACCCUGGGCACGGUGGUUAUUGACUAUCGUGGCUACAGAGUGACAGCCCAGUCCAUUAUUCCGGGCAUCCUGGAGCGCGAGCAGGAGCAGAGCGUCGUCUAUGGAUCCAUAGACUUUGGCAAGACCGUUUUGAGCCAUCCCAAGUACUUGGAGCUGCUGCGGCAGGCGGGCAAGCAUCUGAAGAUCCUGCCCCACUCCGUGUACAACGAACGGGACGAGCCUGUGGAGCUGUGCUCUUCGGUGGAGUGCAAGGGCAUCAUUGGCAACGAUGGCCGGCACUAUAUUCUCGAUCUGCUGCGCACCUUCCCGCCAGACGUCAACUUCCUGAAGCUGCAGGAUGUGAAGCUGAGCAAGGAGCUGGUGGAAAUGGGUUUCCCCAUCGAGCACCGCCACAAGUUGUGCUGCCUCAGGCAGGAGCUGCUGGAGGCCUUCGUUGAGGAUCGCUACGUGAACUUUAUUCGCAUCGCUGCCAUGCAUCUGCAGCAGCUGAAUGCCAAGAAGCCGGAGGAACAGGAGUCACAAGAGAAGAAGAAAUUGCCCGCCAUUGAAGAGGCAGAAAAGGAGAGCCAAGAGAAUGGAAAUGAGAAGCAAAUCGAGAAGGUGCAGGAACCCAAACAGGAACAGGCAACGCCUGUCGAGACUAAGAACGCCGAGGCGAUGGUCAAUGCCAUACGGGAAGCCCAGUCGCAUGUGGCCACCUCCAAUGAGGUGCAGGCUGCCGAGGUGGUCAAGCAGGCUUGUGCCGCCGUUGGCUCGAUAAAGGAAAAGGAAUUCGAUUUCCGCUUCAAUCCCGACGUCUUCUCGCCGGGCAUCCGUCACGUUGAUGGCGAGGAGAGCACCUCCGGCUCGGUGGCCAAGCAAAAGCUGCUCGUGCAGGAGGCCGCAGAGUUCCUUGUGGUCAAACAGAUACCCGCCUUUGUCAAGGAGCACCUGUCCCACUCCUCGCCACCUAUUGAUGGACAGAAUCUGACCGAGUCGCUGCACAGCCACGGCAUCAAUGUGCGGUAUCUGGGCAAGGUGAUUAAGACGCUGGGCCAGAUGCCACGCAUGGAAUAUCUGCAUCGCAUCGCCAUCAUGGAGCUAAUUGUGAGGGCAACCAAACACAUUUACUACACCUACAUGCAGAGCACCGAUCCCAUGCACCUGUCCGUCGCCAUCAGCCACUUUCUGAACUGUCUGCUGACCAAUGGGCCCGUCAAUCCGGUCAUCAGCAACGACGAGGUGCACAAGAAGCGCGGCGGCAACGGUGGCGGCAAGCACAAUAAGCACAAGUCCUCCAAGGGCGGCAAGGGACAGCAGCAGCAGCAGCAGGCGGCCACCCAGAACCUGAAUGGGAGCGGCAGCUCAACAUCCUCCUCGAGCUCCACGAGCGCCUACGACUGGACCCAGGUCACACCACGUUCGCUGUGGCAGCAGAUACGCCGCGAAACGAAGGCCUACUGGGACUGGGAUCUCGACUGCGACUCCAUGGACAGUGCCAUGCAGAAGUUUGGCAUUAUGCGGAUCUGCCUGCUGCGCGCCUUCUGUCUGAAGGUGGGAAUUCAGGUGCUCCUGCGCGAGUACAACUUUGAUUCCAAGCACAAGCCCACGUUCGGCGACGAUGACAUCGUCAAUGUGUUCCCGGUGGUGAAGCACAUAAGCCCCAGGGCAUCCGAUGCCUACAACUUCUACACCACGGGCCAGGCCAAGAUACAGCAGGGACUGUUCAAGGAGGGCUACGAACUGAUCAGCGAAGCGCUCAAUCUGCUGAACAAUGUCUUUGGGGCCAUGCACCAGGAGAACGGCUCAUGCCUGAGGAUGCUGGCUCGCCUCAGCUAUCUGCUGGGCGAUGCCCAAGACGCCUUGGCCAUUCAGCAGCGUGCGGUUAUCAUGAGUGAGCGCGUAAAUGGCAUUGACAAUCCAUCGACCAUUUUGGAAUACACACAUUUAUCGCUGUAUUCGUUUGCCAACGGACAUGUGGGCAUGUCCCUGAAACUUUUGUACAGAGCCCGCUACCUGUUGGUGCUGACUUGCGGCGAAGAUCAUCCGGAGGUGGCACUGAUCGAUAGCAACAUUAGCUUGAUUCUGCAUGCGCUGGGAGAGUAUGAGCUGUCGCUGCGCUUCAUCGAGCACGCCUUGAAGCUGAAUUUGAAGUACUUUGGCAACAAGGCAAUGCAUGUGGCAGUCAGCUACCAUUUGAUGGCACGCACACAGUCCUGCAUGGGCGACUUCCGCUCGGCGCUGAACAAUGAAAAGGAAACGUACACCAUUUACAAGUCACAGCUGGGCGAUAAGCAUGAAAAGACUCGGGACUCGGCGGAAUGUCUGCGACUGUUGACCCAGCAAGCUGUGCUCCUGCAGCGCAAGAUGAACGAUAUCUAUUCCAAUGGCAAGCUGACCAGCGACCUGCCGCCCAUUCACAUUACACCGCCCUCGAUGGGCUCAGUGCUGGAGAUGCUGAACACAAUCAAUGGCAUUCUGUUUGUGCAAAUUAGCCAAAGGGACAUUGUUAAGGUGCGCAGCGAAAUUGAGAAGCAUUUGAAAGCCAAUACCGAUGAGAGUGAUGUGAACGAGGCGAUCAAAUCGAUUGUGGCCUCUGCCAAUAACAAUGGAGAAUCGGACACUGUCAACGACAAUAAUCAGGUGCAAGCAGCGCCCGCACAGCUCACAAAUGGCGAGACAGCGGCUGCCAAUGCAACGGUAUCAAGUUGAACACUCCACAAGUAAAGCAAACAACAAAGUCACAAAUUGGAGACUCUGCUAAAGCUACAACAUCAAAGGCAAUUGGCAACUGGCAAACAGAAUAGCAUAAAAUAAGUGUCUGCGUUUUUUAAAGGCUGCUCUCGUCGUACUGCUCACCACACACAUCGCAUCGCAACGCAACGUAAGGCGUAUAUAGAACUACAUUACAUAUAGAACGGCAAUAGCCCCCUGAUGGGGGGUGUGUAAAUGCCAGUAAAAUAUUUUAGACUUAGUCAAGCAAAAUUAUCAGUCAGUCAGUCACACUAAACAAGCAUCGUUAACCCCCCCAGUUACUAUAAGACAGAAAGUAAAUUGUUUUGUUAACCAUUUGAGAGUGCCCAUCAAAUGCCUUUUAUAGUUUAUAAAUAAUAAUUCAUUGAAUUGAUUGCACACACACACA